This is a messenger RNA of Sorex araneus (European shrew), 1507 nucleotides long. RefSeq names its product multivesicular body subunit 12B (gene MVB12B). Lineage: Eukaryota; Metazoa; Chordata; Mammalia; Eulipotyphla; Soricidae. The record is from RefSeq and is a predicted model, not a curated record. The coding region runs from base 305 to 1174 and encodes 289 amino acids. Gene Ontology annotation, cellular component: ESCRT I complex; late endosome. The transcript has 11 exons. Gene Ontology annotation, biological process: virus maturation; regulation of epidermal growth factor receptor signaling pathway; viral budding.
CCACCUGCCCGGCCCGGACACCGCCGUUAGACUGGCCGGGCCCGGGGUCGGCGGCUCUCGGUGGUCACGUGGGUGCAGACCGGCGUGCACCUGAGCCGCGGGCGUCACCUGGGCGUGACCGGGACUCCGCAGGGGGACCACCCAGGCCCGCGGGCACCUGUCUGCCAGCUGGCUGGAUCUCAUCUCAUUUUAACUGGCUAGAAAAUCUUAUCAGCUGUACCAGAAAAGCAUUAGAAAAGUUAGCAGAUAAGCUCUUUGGAGGCAUAGACCAACCGAAAACCUUGCUCGGCAGGACCAGUCCGCCAUGCCCGAGGUCAAGGACCUCUCAGAAGCCCUGCCGGACACCACCAUGGACCACCCCAUCACCGGCGUCGGGGUGGUGGCGUCGCGGAACCGGGCCCCCACCGGCUACGACGUCGUGGCGCAGACGGCAGAUGGCGUGGACGCCGACCUCUGGAAGGACGGCCUGUUCAAGUCCAAGGUCACCAGAUACCUGUGUUUCACCAGAUCCUUUUCGAAAGAGAAUAGUCAUUUAGGGAACGUGCUAGUGGACAUGAAGCUCAUCGACAUCAAGGACACGCUGCCCGUGGGCUUCAUCCCCAUUCAGGAGACCGUGGACACACAGGAAGUGGCUUUCCGGAAGAAGAGGCUGUGCAUCAAGUUCAUCCCGCGGGACUCAACGGAGGCUGCCAUCUGUGACAUUCGGAUCAUGGGCCGGACCAAGCAGGCGCCGCCGCAGUACACCUUCAUCGGGGAGCUGAACAGCAUGGGCAUCUGGUACCGGAUGGGCCGCGUGCCACGGAACCCCGACUCAUCGCAGCCCACCACGCCGUCCCCGUCGGCGGCCGCCUCCACGCCUGCACCCAACCUUCCCAGGCACAUCUCGCUCACGCUCCCCGCCACCUUCCGAGGCCGGAACAGCACGCGGGCGGACUACGAGUACCAGCACUCUAACCUCUACGCGAUAUCAGCCAUGGACGGCGUGCCUUUCAUGAUCUCAGACAAGUUCUCCUGCGUGCCGGAAAGCAUGCAGCCCUUCGACCUCCUGGGCAUCACCAUCAAGUCCCUGGCGGAGAUCGAGAAGGAGUACGAGUACAGCUUCCGCACGGAGCAGAGCGCCGCCGCCCGCCUCCCGCCCAGCCCCACGCGCUGCCAGCAGCCGCCGCAGUCCUGAGCGCCCUCGCCUGCCCCGGGACCCCCGUGAUCGCGACUAACCCGUGUGUCUCCUAGUGACCAGCAGCUCCCAGUGUGUCCGUCCCCCAGCGCCCCGCCCCGAGUCACCGCGCCCUCCAGGACUGACCGCCGGGCCCCACACUGGACACCCUCACGGCAAGGCCGAGACUCGCCUCCCGGAGGAGACCCUGCGGGGGGCUCACUGCCCGGUGCUCUCCCCUCUGCCCUCCCCAGCCAAGGGCUCCCCGAGUGCCCGGGUGCCAACAGCAGCUGCGACUGCCCUCAGGAGCCGCUUCCGCCGCCUGCCCGCCCGUGCCCGCUCCUGCCCGGGGGC